Molecule: messenger RNA, 1341 nt
Organism: Meloidogyne enterolobii
Lineage: Eukaryota; Metazoa; Nematoda; Chromadorea; Rhabditida; Meloidogynidae
Source: the annotation of a GenBank genome assembly
GAAAUGGAUGCUUUAGUUGCUUAUGGAUCUGACAGUGAAAACAGUGAUUAUGGAGGGGAUGAAUUGAGAGAGAGAAGAAGAUCUAAAAGUGGAGGAAGGGAUAAUAAUGAAGUUAAACAAAAAGAAAUUGAUACAAGGAUGGAUGAUAUCGAUGAUGAUGGAAGUAAAGCACCUCGACAACAUGCUGCAGCUGAUAUAGAUAGUAGUGAUACAGAAUUUGACGGCCCUGCAAGAGAGGAUGGGGAAGAUUCUGAAGAUGAAAAUGAAGAUAUUAUGGAACAGGAAGAUGAGGGAAAUGAAACAGAAGAAUUUGUGUUAAGUGGAAUUCCAAAACAUUUACUUUCGGCAGACCCCCAAACUUCAAUAGCUGGGGCCUCAACACCGGGAGGGGCUGCUGGUUAUACCCCACGUGCACUCCCACCUGAAGAAGAAGCUGCUUUGUUGGCAGCUGAUGAAAAGCAAUUUACAGAUCAACAACAGGCAGCAAUUGGUGUUCAAGUACCUCCAUCACCCCCUGGGGGAUGUUCGCCUACUUUAAUGAGAAAAUUUGCCGGUUUUUUUGAAAGAAAAGAGCAUGGAUUAAAUAUGAAUGCAAUGAUUAAAGGCCGUCGGGAUUUUAAUAAUCCUUCACUUUAUGAAACUUUGGUAGAUACUUUUGGUAUUGACGAGAAAGGAACUAAUUUUUCAUCUGAAGUGUUUGACCCUAGAGCUUUUCGGCCAGAAGAUUUUUAUAUAGCUUUGGGUAGGUUUUUGAUAAAAUAAAUAUGGGAAGUAGCUUUAGGUGUUGAUAAGAAAAUACUUAAAAAAUUAUCGUAGAAACUAAAUACAAUAGAUUUCUAUUAAAUUAAAGGUGAUCACCAAACAACGCAAGAAUUAAAACGUAAACGUCACCAAAAAAAGGAAUGAAACAAAAAUAAAUAAAUAAAUGAAUAGUUUUUAUUUCUGAUUAAAUAUUUUUUUAAUAAAUUUGUUUGUCUUAUGAAAAAUCUUGGUUGUUUUAAGUUGAAUUUUAGGGUCCAUAGCUUUGUUUGCCUUCUAAAAGUGUUUUUUUUGUUAUUUUAAGGAGUUUAUUUCUCGGGAGAUGCUUCUUUCAUAUUUCCUGUUUUUACUUAAACAGGUAUCCUAAGGUGGAGGCAAUCAGUUAUUGUUUAUAUCCCCUUAAGUGUAUUGAUAUAUUAACUACUAGAAUAUCCCUAUCCCCCACACAGUUUUUCUAAAAAAUUUCCCCAAUUUUCCCCAAAUCUUCCCAAAUAUUUUUUUCUCCCUCAAAUAAUUAUUUUUACCUUUCUCUCCCUCCCUUUUAAAAAUCUAUUAGCAAUAAAGGCCAAUAUAUUUUUUUCU